AAGGUUGACACACUCGCUUGGUCAUACAGCGCCAAGUUUGAGUCUGCAUGUCUUGUCGACUUCUUGUCGAGCACGACGUCGUCGGUCAGUUCGUCUUCAUCGUCUUUGUUUCACUGUGUGGCGACUAGAUGACUGCUUGUUGAUGCAUUGAUGAAGUUCUAAAGGAAUGGCGAGUGUCCAGGUGGCUUCUUCAAGUGCUGUGCCAUCUGAGUCUGCAGCGAGUAAAGAGAGCCAGCCAUGUGCACCAGACUUGCAACGUAAUAGUCUUGUGAGCGACGAGUCGACUGCCAAUAGCGACACGCUCAAGCUUCUUCGCGAACAACUGCGCUCCUCAGUGUCCGGUUUUCCCAGCAAUGGCGUUGGCACGGUUACAAAAUCUCUCAGUGAGGAGAGGUGUUCUACACCGUUGAUAUCGCACCAGCCUCCUCAUUCCUACCGGCAAGUCAGCCACAGCCUGUCUGCCAUCUCUUCACCUAUUCCACGACAAGCAGCAUCGCUACCGUGCAGCCCGCGCAAUGGCCUUAGCGUUAUGCCAUCUCUGAGCAGUGGGCAAAUGACGUCACCAGUACAACGUAUGGUGCCCCUGUCCACUGCUCAUGCAUCCUCCAUGAUUCCACCGUACACGUCGCCAGCUGACGGCUCCAGUGUAUUCACGCCGCUCAACGCAGGCGCUGGACACUCGCUCAUGAGUUCGCGCAGUACCCCGGCCACACCUUCGUUGAAAAAUACUGUUAUGAACACAUUGUUAACACCUCUGAACAUGGCGGCUCAUGCAGCUCACAUUGCGCGCUCAGGAGCUGCUGAAACGAUUGCAAGUCCAUCAACUUCUCCAAGACCGGGUAUCCUGAGAAAGCGCGGUGAAAGCCAUAGCAAGACUACAAUGUCAGCUCCAAGUUCCACUUCGUCAGCCACAAAGCUAGAGAACUCGCUGAGAUCGCUCCAGUCCCUGGGCUCCAUAUCGUCCACCUCAAGUAGUCCUGGUUUGGAAGUAGCUGCUCCUGCACGCAAGAAACCGCGCAAGCAGAACAUGGUGACGACGGAGGACCCUCUAGCAAGCAACGUCCCUCCCGCCGAGUCACGUCUUGGCAGCAGCUCGUCUUCCGGCACCACGCCUGCAACCACGCCUAACUCCGUGCCGCCACCGCCGCCUCUGAAGGAGUCCAUUCAGCAGUUCCCGUUUCGAAAAAGGAUGCCGGCCAAUUUCGGGGCGGGCUACAAGCCGGCCACCACUGGCUCCAAGGCGUCCAUAAAUCACUUCCAGCGGUCCACUGAUGUCAAAGUGAAAGAUGAGAAGCGGCCCUCAAUAGCGGAACUGUCUGCGCAGAAAGCACGCCUUAAAGACCUAGAAGGCUGGAAACUUACCCGUAUGAUUAGCAACCUCGACUCGCUUGAGAAGAUGGAAAAGAGUAAAAUCGACGUAGUGAAUGGUUACUUGGAUCAGUUGCCUUCCUCCAAGUCCCUUGACAAGAAGGCAUCGGAGGACCUCCACGCCGUUGUAGAGCUUCUCAAGGGUAAUCUACAGCGGUCUAAAGUUCUCGUAGAGCAUGUCAGAGAAACAAAGCAACAUUUAGAAAAGGUACUUGACCAUCGGCCGCGAGUCAUCCAGCUAUUCAAUAAAUUCCACAAGCCUGCGCGUGGCAGUAGCAGUAGCAGCAGUGGUGGCAAUUCCGCCAACAGCGGCAGUGGUAACAAACGGAAAGCAUGAUCAUACAAUUUCUAUUUCUACUUUAAUUUAGUGUCUGCCCUGAUUCGUCCCUUCCAUAUAUGAUUUAUCAUAGUCGUUCAUCUUGUUUCCCCCGGUUAACCCUAGACUGUAGAGCUUUGUACAUAGCAGAAAUUUGUAGAUCACCUUCCACUUUAGGGUGCUGCCCAAACUCUCUCUCUCUCUCUCUCUCUCUCUCUCUCUCUCUCUCUCUCUCUCUCUCUCUCUCUCUCUCUAUUAUAUUCACACGGGGAGCCGACAUUAUCACUCUCUAUUACGUCUUAUUUUCUUUCUGUCAUCUAGAGCUGAAUUGAAGCUAACCAUGCGUCUUAGCCUAGCAGCGUGUGACAGUGUAGUAAUUGGUUGUAAGAGUACAUCAUAACAUGCCCAUCACUGCA
This is a messenger RNA of Sycon ciliatum, 2100 nucleotides long. Its product is annotated as histone deacetylase complex subunit SAP130-like. Gene Ontology annotation, cellular component: Sin3-type complex. Gene Ontology annotation, biological process: negative regulation of transcription by RNA polymerase II. The transcript is spliced from 11 exons. The record is from RefSeq and is a predicted model, not a curated record. The coding region runs from base 167 to 1705 and encodes 512 amino acids. Lineage: Eukaryota; Metazoa; Porifera; Calcarea; Leucosolenida; Sycettidae.